Molecule: messenger RNA, 1455 nt
Organism: Olea europaea var. sylvestris
Lineage: Eukaryota; Viridiplantae; Streptophyta; Magnoliopsida; Lamiales; Oleaceae
Product: acetylglutamate kinase, chloroplastic-like
Exons: 2
Coding region: 90-1127 (345 amino acids)
Biological process (GO): L-arginine biosynthetic process
Cellular component (GO): cytoplasm; chloroplast thylakoid
Molecular function (GO): ATP binding; L-glutamate N-acetyltransferase activity, acting on acetyl-CoA as donor; arginine binding
Source: RefSeq, a predicted model, not a curated record
UCAGGGUUUCGUUUAGUCUAAUCUUGGAGACAAAAAUUCUUCACUGCAGGGUUAGCCCUUCCGCUGGACCUUUAAGCCUUCAAGAAACAAUGUUGGCUGCUAAAACCCUUCCUCUGACUUCGCCUCUGUCCGCACCCUCAAAAGUAUCUGAUGAUUUUGCGCUCUCAUUCAAGAACUUCGUUCCGGUCUCAAAACGCAAUGAAAAACACAAAAUCAGUUGUCUCGGUUCAUCUUCACAAUCAGUAAUUGCGCCAGACAUGGGUACUCAGUCCACCACGGCACAAACCCGGGUCAAGAUUUUAUCCGAAGCAUUACCCUUUAUUCAGAAAUUCCGUGGCAAGACUAUAGUAGUUAAAUAUGGAGGAGCUGCGAUGAAGUCUGAGGCACUUCAGGCUUCUGUAAUUGCAGACAUUGUCCUUCUCUCAUGUGUCGGGCUCCGCAUUGUCUUUGUGCACGGUGGUGGGCCCGAGAUCAACCAGUGGCUGGGAAAACUCAGCAUCAAGCCCAAUUUUCUCAAUGGCCUCAGAGUCACUGAUGCGUCCACCAUGGAAAUUGUGUCAAUGGUGUUGGUUGGUAAAGUGAAUAAACAUCUUGUUGCUUUGAUCAACAAAGCAGGUGCCACUGCAGUCGGCUUAUCUGGGAUCGACGGUCGUCUUUUGACAGCUAGGCCCUCUCCCAAUGCUGCACAGCUUGGGUUUGUCGGGGAAAUUGCCAGUGUCGACCCCUCUAUAAUCCUGCCACUUGUCGAUAAUAACCAUAUCCCAGUGAUUGCCUCUGUAGCGGGUGACGUGACAGGGCAGUCAUAUAAUAUUAAUGCAGACACGGCUGCUGGUGAGCUUGCAGCGGCUUUGAGUGCGGAGAAGUUGAUUCUGUUGACUGAUGUAGCAGGGAUAUUGGAGGACCGUGAUGAUCCUGGGAGCUUGGUGAAGGAGAUUGAUAUCAAAGGGGUGAAGAUGAUGAUGGAGGAUGGGAAGAUUGCAGGUGGGAUGAUCCCCAAGGUGAACUGCUGCGUAAGGUCUCUGGCCCAAGGUGUUCGGACAGCUAGUAUAAUAGAUGGGCGGCUGGAGCAUUCACUACUUCUUGAGAUUCUCACUGAUGAAGGGGCUGGAACGAUGAUCACUAGGUAAACUACUUCCCACAAGUUGUAUUCAACAGUUGGAUGAACGAGCUGCUUCCCCAAUACGUCCUCCUAGAGGAAGUUUCUUAUCCAGUAAUAGGAGAGGCAUCGAUGCUGGCCCACUUCAGGUUUUUUACUCCAAAAAUAAAGUCUUUUUGCAAUUUACUUGUUAAUUGUGCUAAGUUGACAAUAAGUUAAUUUUUUUGCUGUAACGUAACUAUGCAUUCUUGUAACUGAGCUUGAGCAUGUAACCUUGAGGAAAGCUUUUCUUAAGAAACUAUUAGCCUCUAAAUUGCUUUGGCGAUUAGUAUUUUUAAUAGAUUUUUCAUUAAUGCUUU